AUGAUCAGAGCUGUUCCAUGGUUUUCUACUGCUAUCCUUUUCAUCGCAAUCUGGUUAGGCUCCUUAUGUUCACCAUUUACCUCAGUUCCAUCUGUUAAAGUGGCCGUUUUACUAUCACCGGUUAUAGUAGUCAUCUUCUUUGGAAUUAUAUCCUUGUCUUGUAUUAUGCUCGGUGUUUUCAAUUUUAACGACUGUCCGGGUGAAGAUGAAAAACUAAAGCAACAAAUUGAAGAGGCUCGAAAGGGACUACGGAAUGCUGGUUACAAGUUUUAA
Rodentolepis nana is the source of this 273-nucleotide messenger RNA. NCBI's taxonomy places the organism in Eukaryota, Metazoa, Platyhelminthes, Cestoda, Cyclophyllidea, Hymenolepididae. The record is from the annotation of a GenBank genome assembly.